AUGGCAGCAUUGGGGCUCUGUGCCAGGCUGGAUGUGUCUGAGGCAGGCUGGGUGCCCACAGGACCACAGCCCUUUGGCCAGCCUCACCCUCGCAGAGGGGGCCCUGUCCUCCAGCCCAGAUUGACUCACGGUGAUACGGAAUUUGAGUUGUGCCAAGGCACAGCAGAUGUUGCAAGAGCAAUUGAGUUACUGGAGAAACUGCAAGAAUCUGGGGAGGUACCAGUACACAAGCUACAGUCCCUAAAAAAAGUGCUGCAGAGUGAGUUUUGUACAGCUAUCAGAGAGGUGUAUCAAUACAUGCAUGAAACCAUAACUGUAAAUGGCUGCCCCGAAUUCCGAGCCAGGGCCACUGCAAAGGCAACAGUUGCUGCUUUUGCUGCAAGUGAAGGCCAUUCACACCCGCGAGUGGUGGAGCUGCCAAAGACUGAUGAAGGCCUGGGCUUUAAUGUCAUGGGAGGAAAGGAGCAAAAUUCACCUAUUUAUAUUUCUCGCAUCAUUCCCGGAGGAGUGGCAGAAAGGCAUGGAGGGCUCAAACGGGGGGACCAGCUGCUUUCGGUUAAUGGAGUGAGUGUGGAAGGAGAGCACCAUGAGAAGGCGGUGGAGCUGCUAAAGGCGGCUAAGGACAGUGUCAAGCUGGUGGUGCGCUACACCCCCAAGGUGCUGGAGGAGAUGGAGGCUCGCUUCGAAAAACUGAGGACAGCCCGGCGCCGGCAACAGCAGCAGUUGCUCAUUCAGCAGCAGCAACAGCAGCAAACGACACAACAAAACCAUAUGUCGUAG
Molecule: messenger RNA, 780 nt
Organism: Chaetura pelagica (chimney swift)
Lineage: Eukaryota; Metazoa; Chordata; Aves; Apodiformes; Apodidae
Gene: LIN7A
Product: lin-7 homolog A (C. elegans)
Exons: 5
Coding region: 1-780 (259 amino acids)
Biological process (GO): protein localization to basolateral plasma membrane; maintenance of epithelial cell apical/basal polarity; neurotransmitter secretion
Cellular component (GO): cell-cell junction; synapse; MPP7-DLG1-LIN7 complex
Molecular function (GO): L27 domain binding
Source: RefSeq, a predicted model, not a curated record